Messenger RNA from Quercus lobata, 1995 nucleotides. RefSeq names its product cysteine-rich receptor-like protein kinase 10. The record is from RefSeq and is a predicted model, not a curated record. Gene Ontology annotation, cellular component: plasma membrane. The transcript has 7 exons. Bases 1 to 1995 code for a protein of 664 amino acids. Gene Ontology annotation, molecular function: protein serine/threonine kinase activity; ATP binding. Gene Ontology annotation, biological process: defense response to bacterium; protein phosphorylation. Lineage: Eukaryota; Viridiplantae; Streptophyta; Magnoliopsida; Fagales; Fagaceae.
AUGACAAUGGAGUUGCCUCAGCCUUGCAGAUUCAACCUGUGCCUGACCCUUUUGGUCCUUUACUUUCUGAUCGGCUUCCUCAGCCAUACCAGAACUGAGGCCGUUGCAACUUACCUCUAUCAUAACUGUCCAAACACCACCACUUUCAUCCCCAACAGUACCUACCAAUCCAAUCUCAAUCACCUCCUCAUAUACCUCUCAUCCAACGCCACACGAGACGUUGAAUUCUACAACGCCACCGCCGGGAACUCCGUUGACACAGUCUACGGCCUCUUCCUAUGCCACGGUGACCUCCCCGCCGACACCUGCCAAAGCUGCAUCGCUGACGCAACAAAAGACAUAGUCCAGCGCUGUCCCACGGAGAGAGUAGCCGUGGGUUGGUACGACGAAUGCAUGUUACGCUACUCUGACCAGUAUUUCUUUGGCAGCAUGGUCACCGACCCUAACGCGAUAUUGGGUAACACACAGAAUAUUUCGGACCAAGCCCGGUCUGAUCAGCUAGUGAGAGCAACAACGAACGAUUUGGCAAGUGGGAUUAUAAAUCUUAGUACUGGGGCAAAGAAGUUUGGGACGAAACAAGCGAAUUUCACAGCGCUGCAAAAUGUGUAUACACUUGCUCAGUGCACGCCGGACCUGUCGGGUUACGAUUGCAACAGAUGUCUUCAGUCAGCAAUACAGAAUCUGCCGAGUGGAAAGCAAGGGGGAAGAGUUUUGUUUCCCAGUUGUGUUGCUAGGUUUGAAAUUUACCCGUUUUAUCUCACGGGUAACACAUCGGCGCCGCCGCCAAUGCUUGUUCCUCCACCUCCAACACCGAAAGGAAAAAGUCAUAUCUCAUCGCUGACAAUUAUUGCCAUUGUUGCUCCCAUAAUAGUCUCGGUGGUGCUAUUCUUUAUGGGCUACUGCUUCCUUAUAAGAAGGAAAGCAAGCAAAACUGUACAGAAAGAAAAUGCUGCUAAUGAAAUUUCGAUUGUAGAGUCCUUGCAAUUUGAUUUUGCUACCAUUGAAGCUGCCACCAAUAAUUUCUCAAAUGAUAACAAACUAGGUGAAGGUGGAUUUGGUCAGGUUUACAAGGGCAUACUUCCAAAUGGACAAGAGAUAGCUGUAAAGAGGUUAUCACGAAGCUCUAGACAAGGUGUAGGAGAAUUUAAAAACGAGGUUGUAUUGGUAGCCAAGCUUCAACAUAGAAAUCUUGUACGGCUUUUGGGAUUUUUUUUGGAAGGAGAAGAAAAGAUACUUGUCUACGAAUUUGUGCCCAACAAAAGCCUUGACUACUUUCUAUAUGAACCUGAAAGGCAUGGAAAACUAGAUUGGUCUAAACGUUACAAGAUUAUUGGUGGGAUUGCUCGAGGAAUGCUUUAUCUUCAUGAAGAUUCGCGGCUUAGAAUUAUACAUCGUGAUCUUAAAGCUAGUAACAUUUUAUUAGAUGAGGAUAUGAGUCCAAAGAUUUCAGAUUUUGGAAUGGCAAAGAUUUUUGGAGUAGACCAAACUCAAGGAAACACUAGUAGGGUUGUCGGUACAUUUGGUUAUAUGUCUCCAGAAUAUGUUAUGCAUGGACAAUUCUCGGUGAAAUCUGAUGUGUAUAGCUUUGGUGUAUUAAUUUUAGUGAUUCUAAGUGGCAAGAAAAACACUUCUUUUUAUCAAUCAGAUGGUCCAGUAGACCUCUUGAGCUUUGCUUGGAAACAUUGGAAGGACGGAACACUACUAGAAUUUUUGGAUCCCACUUUGGCAGAUUCUUACUUGAGAAAUGAAGUGAUUAGAUGUCUUCAUAUAGGCUUAUUAUGUGUACAAGAAAAUCCAGUUGACAGGCCAACAAUGGCUUCAAUAGUCCUCAUGCUAAACAGUUACUCUAUUACUCUGGCAUCACCUCAAAAUCCAGCAUAUUUCCGAACAGAGCGAAACAUGCCUUCGGUGGAAUUGGAGUCAGAUAAAUCAAAAAGCGAAUUGAUUCCGUUGUCUGUCAAUGAGGCAUCCAUUACUGAAGUAUACCCUCGAUAA